CUCAGCCACAUUUCAACAAAAUGCAACGGAGUCUGUUACAUACGGGAUCCCAGCUGGCGCAUGGGACAUGUUUGGUUUUUUCUCGCACUAACGUCUUUCAGUGCUUAAAAGGACAAUCGGUGUUGUCUCAUGUUGGAUGCAAAGUGAUUUUGGCAGUGGACUCUCCUAAACGAUGUCUUCAUGCAGGUGCAGCACACUUUGCCUCAAAGAAAAGUGCUUUUUCAUCACAGCCAACAGACACUCCUCACAAAGUACCAGAAGAGAGAAAUCCUUUGACUUCAGCCACUGAUAGACCAAAGCAGAGCCCUGUGGAGUCACAUUCUUCAGAUGCUGAUCCAUUACAAGACAAGUCAAUUAGUCUUGUUCAGAGAUUCAAGAAAACUUUUAAACAGUAUGGAAAAGUCAUGAUUCCAGUGCAUCUUCUGACUUCCACUGUAUGGUUUGGCUCCUUUUACUAUGCAGCCAUUAAAGGAGUGAAUGUUGUUCCAUUCCUAGAGUUGAUUGGCUUACCAGACAGCAUAGUGAACAUCCUGAAAAAUUCCCAGAGUGGAAAUGCACUAACUGCAUAUGCAUUGUAUAAAAUUGCAACUCCUGCCAGAUACACUGUGACUCUGGGAGGAACAUCCAUCACUGUUAAAUAUCUGCGUAAGAGUGGCUACAUGUCCACACCACCACCAGUAACGGAAUAUUUACAAGAUAGGAUGGAGGAAACAAAGGAUAAGAUUACAGAGAAGAUGGAAGAAACAAAGGAUAAAAUUACAGAGAAGAUGGAAGAAACAAAAGAUAAAAUCACAGAGAAGAUACAAGAAACCAAAGAUAAAGUUUCCUUUAAAAAAAUAAAGGACUAGGAGAGAUGCUUAAUUUUUUGAUAUAUUGAACUUAGCACUUUAACCCUUUGUGAGGCAGCACAUACAAAGUGCACUUCUGAGCUUUUUUUUUUUUUGG
Messenger RNA from Antrostomus carolinensis (chuck-will's-widow), 945 nucleotides. RefSeq names its product mitochondrial inner membrane scaffold 1 (gene MIMS1). The transcript is spliced from 3 exons. The record is from RefSeq and is a predicted model, not a curated record. The coding region runs from base 21 to 848 and encodes 275 amino acids. Gene Ontology annotation, cellular component: mitochondrion. Lineage: Eukaryota; Metazoa; Chordata; Aves; Caprimulgiformes; Caprimulgidae.